This is a messenger RNA of Portunus trituberculatus (swimming crab), 7073 nucleotides long. RefSeq names its product zinc finger protein GLI2-like. Gene Ontology annotation, biological process: regulation of transcription by RNA polymerase II. Gene Ontology annotation, molecular function: DNA-binding transcription factor activity; RNA polymerase II cis-regulatory region sequence-specific DNA binding. The record is from RefSeq and is a predicted model, not a curated record. Lineage: Eukaryota; Metazoa; Arthropoda; Malacostraca; Decapoda; Portunidae.
UGCGUGGGACACUCGCCCUACUCGCCACGAGGAUGCGUCGGAAGUGCUGAUUGAAUUUCGGCGUGGUUGUAGCAACAUGGACGUCCGUGGUGGCGGCGCCCGAGAGACAGUGUGGGUCCGACGGAGUGUUUGGCCGGAGGUGCGUGAUCCCCUCCGCUGCGUGUGCCCGCUGUCGCCGCCGCCGCCGCCGUCACCGCCGCCCGCACUCGCCGCCACCCGGGCCGCCCGCCCAUCUUAGUCUACGGGGCGGCCGUCUUGUUUUGUUCCUGCACCGUCAGCACAGACUAUCGCGUGACUGGAGACAGACUCUGUCGUGUCUAUGAUGCACCGGGACGUGGCACGCGCGGGAGCAGGCCCCGCUGGUGGGCGUCUCCGGCAGGAGUCCUCUGCACCGCCACCACCCGCCGCGGCGUGAACUCGCUCUUAUAAUAACACAAUUUUGUCAUUUUCCGUAGAAGAAAAAUACUAACCAUUGGACAAUUUAGUAAAAUUCUCUGAUCCUUUGAGUAAAAACUUGAAAUAAAUCUAGUUAGUGUGUGAGCAGCCAGCCAGUCUGUCUGUCUGUCUGUCUGUCUGUCAUCCCUUACGCGAUACCAGCACCACGACCCACGACGCCCGUGCUACUCCUUAACGCUCGUCUCUGUCGCCAAUGCCGCCGGCCGCGACGCCCACACACAAGCAAUAACUGUUGAGGGGCGAUAAGACUGGCAACGUGAGGCCUGAGGUCACCCGUGGCAGCGGUGGCCAGAGUGACCUAUCGCGGGGCGUGGCCCGGUUGGGUGGGCGCCAGGCCUGGUCUGGACACAGGCUGGUCGGCCUGUCUCGCCCAUAAUAGAUGACCUACGAGGUCAAGUUACCCUGACGCCAAGCAACAUUUUCCUCUCCCUCGCGAGUCUCGGGAAGGAAGCGCCACAGCACACACCAGCAGGACAACAUUCCGCCACCAUGCUGAAGGAAGGCUCCCUCUCCUGCUCCGGUGGCAGCACUAGCGCCUUCAGGGUCGUCACGCCCAAGGACCGGGACAAGGUAGACGGAGUGUCCGCGGCGCCCCUGCUGAGCCUCCCGGUGCCGCCGCCGCCGCCCCUGGUGUCCCAGAGCUCGGUGGGAGGGCUGGGCGGGUCGCUGUCCCUGGGCGGGUCCCUCCCGUUCCCCUACCACCCCCGCCUGUGGCCCGCUCCGCCCCUCGGCCUCUCCACCAACCUUCUCCGAGAGUCCCCCUUCUCGCUCCUCCCCUUCCUGCCGCGCCAGCCACCCGCCAGCCUGCCCGCCCACGUCACCUCCCCCGCCCACGCCCCGCACACCCUCACAUCCUCGCCCAUCGGACCAAUCACCUCGCCGCUCUUCACCAGUGCGGGUGCCUACACUAAGGAUGCCAAGCUGAUGACCGAGGCGGAGAGUGACGCGCGGGGCUCCUGCAGACCCGCCAAGGCCGACACCGCCACCAGCGCCAGGGCGUCCUUCGAGCGCUCCUCCUUCACCAUCUCGUCCCUGGUGGGCCGCAGUCUCUCGCCCUGGGCCAGCCACGUGGACGACGGCCCGAGGAAGACCAAGGAGGAGGAGGAGGAAGAAGAGGAGGAACACAUCGAGGUGGUGGACAGUGUGGAGGAGCCUCUAAUGACAGACUCCCAGGACGCGCCCGGCGACCACCUCAAGGAGGACGGAGACAAGUCCCCCUCGGGCCGCGCGCUGUCCCCUCUGCCGCCGCGCGACGCCAGCCCCGUCGUCACGUCCUCCAUCUUCGAGAGCCUGUCCUCCGCGGCGGCGGCGGCCAAGGCGCCCAUGCCUGAGUUCAGCGUGGCGCUCAACCUGUCAUCCAAGCAGGACGAGACCACCACACCAAGCCUACGCGAGCCGCUUGUGGCCAGCAAGGUGAGCGAGGGCGGCAGUGUGGGUUCCCCGCUGUCCCCACGCGAGGCGCCCACCUUCCCUCACAGCCGCCCCUUCCUGCCCUCGCUGCCCUUGCACGCCCGCGACACCCUGCUUGAGAUGCCGCGGCCCCACCUCCCCCUGGGCCUGUACCCCCCGCCGCCCCUCGUCCUCUUCAAGAAGGACGGCGAGGCCUCCUCCUCCUCGUCAACUCUGGACGCGAACCGGAACAGCCUGGCGGUGUCCUACCCGUCGUCUUUCAACUACUCCUUCCCGUGGAGCAUGGCCAGUUCGGAAACUCUAUUCCCUUGGUCUUUGCCCACGCACGGCUCGCUGCCCCUAGACGGCUCGCUGGUCAAGCCACUGCCCCUCGGGGACGUGUACUCGUGCAUCAAGUGCGAGAAGAUGUUCAGCACGCCACACGGCCUCGAAGUGCACUCUCGUCGCUCACACAACGGCAAGCGGCCCUUCGCCUGCGAGUACUGCAAUAAGACCUUCGGCCACGAGAUCAGCCUCACGCAGCACAGGGCGGUUCACAACGCGGAGAAGGUGUUUGAAUGCAAGCAGUGUGGCAAGUGCUUCAAGCGGUCCUCCACGCUGUCCACGCACCUGCUCAUCCACUCCGACACGCGCCCCUACCCGUGCCAGUAUUGCGGCAAGCGCUUCCACCAGAAGUCUGACAUGAAGAAGCACACUUACAUCCACACAGGUGAGAAGCCCCACAAGUGCACAGUGUGCGGCAAGGCGUUCAGUCAGUCGUCCAACCUCAUCACGCACAGCAGGAAGCACACAGGCUUCAAGCCCUUUGCCUGUGACCUGUGCGGCAGGUCCUUCCAGCGCAAGGUGGACCUCAGGCGGCACAAGGAGACGCAGCACACGGACCUGCGCACGCCGCAGCCCGUCACGGACCUGAGGGCACCAGUAACCACGGAGCUCAGGACGCAGAUGACGGACAUGCGCUCCCCGGUGUCCGCGCUGGCUGACACCAGGUCACAGAUGACGGACGUGCGGUCACACUUGGGGGAGGUGCGGCCACCAAUGCCAGAGGUUCGUUCACCGAUGACAGAGGUGCGCUCCUCCAUGGCGGAGGUGAGGCCACAAGCACCAGAGGUCAGAUCGUCCAUGUCUGACAUGAGGUCACAGAUUCCUGACGUGAGGACAUCUCUGGGAGGGGUCAGGUCCCCCGCGCCUGACGUCAGAAAUCCCCCUACCAGCCUUAGAAGUCACAGCGGCGACCCCCACCACGUGAGUGACGUGAGGAGUCAGGUGGGCGCACACGGCGCCGAGCUGCGAGGCCAGAUGGGUGAGCUGCGGCCUGCCAUCACAGACAUCAGGCCGCAGGUGAGCGAGGCACGCCCUAAGGUGAGCGACGGUGGCUUGGACCUCCGCGCAACCACCAUCUCAGAGUUCCGCUCACAAAUGUCGGACCUGCGGCCCCAGGAGCUGCGGCCUCUUAGCUAAGGGCUGCGGGAGGUGCCGCUCCAGCCAGACAUCUUGAACCUGACGGACUCAGCAGGACGGCGGCGACGACUGGCAGGACCACGUUGUGCCACUACCAGCGCAGCCACCACAGCCGCCGCCACCCUACCGCCACACCUCGGGCACUCCCCUGCAUGGCGCCACAAUGGAGUCCAUCCUGGCGGGGCCUUGGGAGAGCAGGAAACCCUUUCCCGCCUGAUGAGGGGUGGUGGAGCUUGGGGAAUGCCACGGGGCUCCCUCAAGAAAGCUAAUUUCCUUCAUGUUAGCUAAAAAUUGUGGAGCAGCUGCAACGCCUCGUGCUAAAUGGUGAUGACAGCUUCGCGGCAGCUGGGGCACACUGGCCCGCUCUCACACUGGUUCAAAGCUUGCAACUCCAAAAUUAAAUAAAUGCAAUUGUUAGUUGACAGUUGGAUGUGUUCUAUUUACUACAAGUGUGCUGUGCGUGACGCUUUGGACGCGAGGCAAGAUGUUGUGGCCUUCCUCGCCGAUCCACUCACUCGACUCGCCGCUGCGCGAGGUCACCAGACUCUUCAUGGUAUCUUUGGCCCAACACGUCUACUUUAUACUCUAGUCAUGUAUUGUUUCUGGAGGCUUGAGUCUCAUCUCAUUUUCUAUGAGUGUUGUUACUGCUGGCGCGCCGCUCUGUGUACAUACUUGCGCCCGGCCCCGGGACGCCCGCCGCGCUGCGCCGCGCCCGUCGUACCCACCACCGCUCCUUUCCCUCACUGGGCGCCCCUGGACGGUCAUGGAAACGUGUGGAACGACGCACCAAGUGGUGUGGGUCUGGGAGGUUGCCGAAUGGUUAGCUGAGGCGUCACUUUGACUGCUGCCGCAGUGACAGGCCUCUCUGAACCCUAGCCGCCCCGCAGCCCGCGCCCCACCAAAGGACAGACCACAUUAGUGACCUCUGCUGUAUUCUUGUGGCGCGUACCAGCAGACCCAGAGUGCGUGCCCUCAGGGCCUUCCUGGCCGCCGUCACGCCAAGGUUUCUCCACAACGAAUAUUAGUGUUAAUUAGGACAGUCACCCCGCGUACACCUACUCCUCCUCGCGGCGUCCCGCGUGCGUCAGGGAGUAGCCAGGGUGCCGGCAGCCGUGCCCGAUCCUGUGAUGGUGUGAGGGCCACCCACAUUCCUACACUGGUGAUGCCACACACACACACACACACACACACACACACACACACACACACACAGAUGUAUAAUGUGUAAAUCAGAGAGACAAAAUGAUAUCCACGGCCCAGCCUCACUGCAGGGGCGCCGCGGGUGACGGUGCAGGCUCCGCCGAGGCUCGCCGGCCCCUUCUUCUCCCUCACGCCGCGGGAAGCGACCCACAAUCUCGUUACACUUUUACCAUUCGUGUUACCUUCAUUUGUAAGUGUUGCGUAAUCUUUAAGUGUUGCUAUAUUUUAUAUCCUCACGCGUCACCUCUCUCUCUCUCUCUCUCUCUCUCUCUCUCUCUCUCUCUCUCUCUCUCUCUCUCUCUCUCUCUCUCUCUCUCUCUCUCUCUCUCUCUCUCCGGGCGCCGCUUGGUCCACGCCCACCUUCAUUGAGCUCCGUGACACAUCCCCACUCCCUCUCCAACCUGUCACCUGCAGACCUUCAACCUUGAACCCUAAACCCUCAAACCCACGUCGCCCCAGAGCCCCACACCAAGCUCUGAAGCCCUGAGCCCAGAGAUUUUGUGCUUCACGCAGACAACCCCAGCCAACACCCCACCACACCACACCACCACCACCACCACUACUUCUAUGUCAACCCCCUCACUCUUGUCUCAGCCUUCCGACGAUGACCACCACCACACACACACACACACACACACACACACACACACACACACACACACACACCAUCAUUUUGCUAAGUAUGGCAUCCCCCUCCUCGUUCUCCUCCUCCUCCUUCUCCCUCAUCCUCUGGCUGCGACACAAGUAAUGUCCUUCCCUCUAAUGCUCACUGCUGACGUCUCAUGCUGCGCCGCCCCUCACCCACUUGUCUUCCCUCAAUUUCACGGCGUUUCCCAUCCUUCACCCUUUAGUUAUUGGGUUAUUUUCCUCCAUAGCAAUUCACAACAUUUGAAGGCUUUUUUUUCGGUGAUACGGUCAAUAUUUAUGUCAUUUGGAAAAAAUACAAAUACAAAAACAAAUAAUCGCCUUUUUUCUUCUUCUCUGUGUCUCUCGUUAUUUUUUUUACGAUGUCCUUAACAUUAACAAAACAUAUGACUGUUGUAGUGAUAAAAGGGUAAAGGUGCAUGAUAUAAGGGCGCUACAAGGAGUCAAUAGGUCUAUGUACAUGUGGCUGUCCCUGAAUGAAAUAUGCCUAUCUAUAUAAUUUCUUCACCUAUGAAUAUUGCUCUCAUCUUUAAAUCUGUCUGACUUCUUGAAACUCUCUAACCACCCAUUGUUAAUAAUCUGAGUCUAUUCCAAGUACUCAAGAUCGUUCUGCAAAGUGUGCACCAGUAAUCAUUGUUUCUUUCAUGUAAAAUAUCACUACUUUCACUUCCUACUUGAUAUAUUGCAGGGUUCCAUGUGCAGAUCAAGUUGUCUAUUUUUCUUUAUUUGGUUGUCGCACUCUCUCUCUCUCUCUCUCUCUCUCUCUCUCUCUCUCUCUCUCUCUCUCUCUCUCUCUCUCUCUCUCUCUCUCUCUCUCUCUCUCUCUCUCUCUCUCUCUCUCUCUCUCUUGUACCAGUAACCAUUGUCACACGUAUCCUCCUUGUUUCGUCGUCUUUUUUACCUAAGUCUUCCUCUUUCUCUUCCUUUUCCUCCCCCCGUUUACUCACUCCCUUGAAAUACAAAUAGAUCUGAGUUAUCAUAUUUAUUUCACUUCAUUCCGGUACUAAUCUUCUAAACUAUUUAUUUCCUUUUUCCUUCCUUCCUUCGUUCUUUCUUUCAUGUGUAAAUAGUACUUCCUGCUCUCUCUCUCUCUCUCUCUCUCUCUCUCUCUCUCUCUCUCUCUCUCUCUCUCUCUCUCUCUCUCUCUCUCUCUCUCUCUCUCUCUCUCUCUCUCUCUCUCUCGUAUUUUCUUCUCUUCAUUCAUUCGUCCUUUUCGUGUUCGUGCCUCCCUUCAUUCAUCUUCCCUUCUCUUCUUUACCCUUUCUUUAUCUUUUCGCAUGAUGCCCCUCCUCAGUUUUCCUUUUCUUUUCCUCUUCUCUUUCUUCUCUUUCCCAUCCUAUAUACCCUAACAAACCAACCCGCCUUUCUUCUCCUCCCAACGUAUGUGUUUUUAUCCCUAUCCAUUCCUUAUCAAUCACUAUAACACCUUUCUGCUCUUAAUUCUGUCCCCAGACCUCAUAAUCUACCCUUCUUGCCUUAUCUAAGCAGCCCAACCCGUCUUUGUUCCAUUCCCAGUCCCGUGCGUUCCCUUUCCUCUAUCCCUUUCUUCCUUAUCCAUCCCUUAUCUAGCCUUACAACACCUUUCUGCUCUUAAUUCAGCCCCCCAGACCUCCUAACCUAUCCUUACUGUCCCUUCUAAGCAGCCCAACCCGCCUUUCUUCCGCUCCCUGUCCUGUGUGUUCCCUGCCUCCUUGCCCCCCUGCCUCCCUGUCUCCCUCGCGCCACGUGUCCUCCCCCGUCAGCUUGCCCCUGUAAUCUGUGUCUAGUGCCCCGGUCCGCUGCUGAGCUGCUGUAGAGACACACACGAGUCCUGUAUCCUGCCAUUAUGUACUGUAAAGAAGUUUAUUAGAGUUAUGAUUGAUGCCAUGCGUGUACCUUUGUUUAAUAAAAUAUUACAUAUA